This is a messenger RNA of Pimephales promelas (fathead minnow), 1136 nucleotides long. It is a transcript of the gene mymk, whose product is annotated as myomaker, myoblast fusion factor. NCBI's taxonomy places the organism in Eukaryota, Metazoa, Chordata, Actinopteri, Cypriniformes, Leuciscidae. Gene Ontology annotation, cellular component: membrane. The record is from RefSeq and is a predicted model, not a curated record.
UCUGAGCCAUUUAAACUUUAAAGAUCCUCCAGAGGAGGUUGUGAGCACGUGAGAGUUCCUUCUUCAACCUCUCGGCCGCUUCUCCAAGCGAUCUGGUGGUUUAAAACAAACAGACAAGUUGUCGACAAGUGCUUUUAUUUGGGUCACAAUGGGAGCGUUUAUCGCCAAGAUGUUGCUGCCCACCAUCAGCAGUUUGGUGUUCCUGCCUGCCGCCAGUGUGGCCGCCAAGAGGGGCUUCCACAUGGAGGCCAUGGUCUAUUUCUUCACAAUGUUCUUCAUAGCGAUUUACCAUGCGUGUGAUGGUCCGGGCUUGUCCAUUCUCUGUUUCAUGAAGUACGAGAUUCUGGAGUACUUCAGCGUGUACGGCACAGCUAUCUCGAUGUGGGUCACACUACUAGCACUGGGAGAUUUCGAUGAACCCAAGCGCUCUUCGCUCACCAUGUUUGGUGUGUUGACUGCGGCUGUGAGGAUCUACCAGGACCGCUGGGGCUACGGCAUCUACUCCGGGCCCAUUGGAACAGCUGUCUUUAUGAUAACAGUCAAAUGGUUACAGAAAAUGAAGGAAAAGAAAGGCCUUUAUCCAGACAAAAGUGUUUACACUCAACAAGUGGGGCCAGGGUUCUGCUUCGGUGCUCUUGCUUUGAUGCUUCGCUUCUAUUUUGAGGAGUGGGAAUAUGCUUAUGUCCACAGUUUCUACCACGUGUCACUGGCUGUGUCCUUCAUUCUGCUGCUGCCCAAGAAGAACCGCUACGCAGGGACGGGACGUAAUGCAGCCAAACUUAACUGCUACACCCUCUGCUGCUGUACAUCACAACCUCAGAUGAAGGAAAAAGCAAGGACUAUCUGGACUACUCCUCAAAAACCCUGGAUCCGGACAUGUGGUCCUGGCCUGCCGUUAGACAAAUCCCUGCCACGCACCAUGUAAUGCAAGAAACUGUGUCUGUUAACAGCACCCUGAAAGUGAGGAAAGUUAUACGACCUCCCAGCAGGCCAAGCAUGCCUUGGACAACUUAUUCGUAGGGAUAGCAUGAUGCCCUGAUAGUCAAAAUCACUAAAAAGGUACUGAAAUGUAUGUUUAAAGACUCAUUGCAAGAUAAAGACUGUGACAGUGAAGACUUUCCCCAUGACAAGGAGAG